AUGCGCCCAGACUUGACUUUUGGCCCGCCGGGCGACGAGUGGCACUACGACAGACCGUCGCGAACCUAUGAUCUCACCCGGGGCCGGUCGCCGGCUUGGAAGGUCGGCACCACCCAAGGACCAGCGGGGACGUCGGUUUCGGUGAACCCCCACAGCACGGCGCUCGUGAUUGUCGACAUGCAGAACUACUUUUUGCACCCCAGCUGUCGAGACCACCCGGCCGGGCUGGCGGCGGUGGAGCAAACCAAGAAGGUUGUUGAGAAAUGCCGCGAAUUAGGUAUUCAGGUAAUUUGGCUAAAUUGGGGCCUGACCGACGACGACCUGGCACGGAUGCCCGCCAGCGUCCAGCGCGGCUUCUCGCGAUCGCUCAUCCUGGGCGACGAGGGGAAGAGUAGUUCUCCCGGCGACAAGGGGCAUACCCUCGCCCGCCUCGGCCUCGGCGCAGAUCUCGGCGACGGCAGGGGCCGCUGCCUCGUCGCGGGCGAGUGGAACGCCGACAUUUACGAGCCGCUGAAGCGGAGCAGUCUCCGGACGGGGGAGGACGUGCGGUGUGAUAAGAAUAGGAUGUCGGGGAUGUGGAGCCCGGAACAGCCGUUGCGGAGGUAUUUGGAGGGCGCCCGGGAGGAUGGAAGAGGAGGGAUCCGAACGCUGCUCUUCGCCGGGGUGAAUACCGACCAGUGCGUCCUCGGCACGUUGACGGAUGCGUAUAAUGCCGGGUGGGAUUGCAUCUUGAUUGAGGACUGCUGCGGGACCGGGACGCCUGGUGCUCCCGAGGUGUGCCUUUACAACAUUUCUGGCUCAUACGGGUUCGUCGUCUCGACAGAGACAUUUCUCGCCGGAACGGCUUCUUAA
This is a messenger RNA of Colletotrichum phormii, 852 nucleotides long. RefSeq names its product isochorismatase. The record is from RefSeq and is a predicted model, not a curated record. The coding region runs from base 1 to 852 and encodes 283 amino acids. NCBI's taxonomy places the organism in Eukaryota, Fungi, Ascomycota, Sordariomycetes, Glomerellales, Glomerellaceae. The transcript has 4 exons.